Molecule: messenger RNA, 1150 nt
Organism: Papaver somniferum (opium poppy)
Lineage: Eukaryota; Viridiplantae; Streptophyta; Magnoliopsida; Ranunculales; Papaveraceae
Product: protein LURP-one-related 8-like
Exons: 2
Coding region: 106-753 (215 amino acids)
Source: RefSeq, a predicted model, not a curated record
GCCCUGAUAUUAUAGCUUCAAACCACAAAAAAUUCUCUCGAGUUUCUCCUUCUCUCUCAAACCCAGUACCUAUUAAACCGGUUACUUUUACACAGACCAAGAACCAUGCCUAAGAAGAUAUACCCAAACUCAACAACAACAGCAGCAGCAGCAACAGAAUCUACAAGAAUUCCGAAACAAAUAUCAGACAAACAACAGGUGGAGGUACUAACAGUAUGGAAAAAAUCACUUCUCUUUAACUGUAACGGUUUUACCGUUUUUGAUACAAAUGGAAAUCUUGUGUUCCGUGUGGAUAAUUAUCGAGCUGGGAAUAAAACGGAAAUCUUUUUAAUGGAUGCCUCAGGAAAAACUCUUCUUACCAUCCGUCGUAAGAAAUUGAGUUUAACAGAUAACUGGAUGGUAUUUGACGGAGAAACUUCAGUUAAUCCAAGAUUUUUGGUGAAAAAACCCGUGAAUUUCUUGACAACGAAGGACCUAGCUCACGUGAUAUCCUGCCAAGGUAACAGUAAGGAGCUUAUGUAUGAAAUUAUCGGAUCGUACGCACAACGGUGUGUGGCUGUGUAUGACAGCGAGAAAAGACUUGUAGGUGAAAUUCAAAGAAAAGAAGCUAAAGCAGGUGUAACAUUUGGUGGUGACGUAUUUAAGCUGAUAGUGCAACCUGAGUUUGAUCAAGCUGUUGCUAUGGCUCUUGUUAUAUUAAUGGAGCAGAUGUUUGGCUUGAAAAGAUCGAGCAGUUUAGGUAGAUUAGGUUGAUUAAUGAAGCGUUAUAGUUGUUGCUGGAUUGUGGCUCCGUGGAUUAUGAUUUACAACCCAUCUGGAUUGUCAGGUGAGGAAAAUGUUGCACAGCACAAGCUCGUUGAUUAGAAAAGAGAUAUUUUAUGAAAACAGAUAGCAAUGAGUUUUGGAAGCCUAGAAUCCCCAACUCAGUCAUGCUAGUAUGUGGACCUGGCGACGGCGGCAAUCCAAACAAUGAGAGCUUCACUGCUAACAUCUGAUAACAUGGAGAAAGGGUUUUUUUAGCUGUACCUUUGUAAAGAUGUUUCUUAUACUCUUUUCUUCACAUUUUACUUUAAAGUUGAGACCUUUUCUUUUCGUGAUGGUAGUUUUGUCUAGUCUUUUUUCUCCCUUAAAAGUUUUAGCAACUCAUUUU